This is a messenger RNA of Lates calcarifer (barramundi perch), 2260 nucleotides long. RefSeq names its product transmembrane p24 trafficking protein 4 (gene tmed4). The transcript is spliced from 5 exons. Gene Ontology annotation, biological process: positive regulation of canonical NF-kappaB signal transduction; endoplasmic reticulum to Golgi vesicle-mediated transport; Golgi organization. The record is from RefSeq and is a predicted model, not a curated record. The coding region runs from base 65 to 727 and encodes 220 amino acids. Gene Ontology annotation, cellular component: COPII-coated ER to Golgi transport vesicle; Golgi apparatus; endoplasmic reticulum. NCBI's taxonomy places the organism in Eukaryota, Metazoa, Chordata, Actinopteri, Centropomidae.
UGACGUCAGUUAGCCGCAGCAACGGAGCUUCCUGUGCUGAUGUGCGCAAAGUGAAAGAGGCUACAUGAUGCUCUCUACUCCUGCUGCUGGACUUCUUUUAAUAUUAGCUUGGAUUUAUCCAAGUCACGCACUCUAUUUCCACAUAGGAGAGACGGAGAAAAAAUGCUUCAUUGAGGAAAUUCCAGAUGAGACCAUGGUUAUUGGAAAGUACAGGACUCAGCUGUGGGACAAACAGACCAGUUCCUUCCUCCCAUCCACUCCUGGACUUGGGAUGCAUGUCGAGAUCAAGGAUCCAGAUACAAAGAUUAUCCUCUCUCGUCAGUAUGGGUCAGACGGACGGUUCACCUUCACCUCCCACACUCCUGGAGAACAUCAGAUCUGUCUGCACUCCAACUCCACCAAGAUGGCUCUGUUUGCAGGUGGAAAACUGAGAGUGCAUCUGGAUAUUCAGGUCGGAGAACAUACCAACAACUACCCUGAAAUUGCAGCUAAAGACAAACUCACCGAACUGCAGCUGCGAGUCCGACAGCUUCUGGACCAAGUGGAACAGAUCCAGAAGGAGCAAAACUACCAGAGGUAUCGCGAGGAGCGCUUUCGCAUGACGAGCGAGAGCACCAACCAGCGCGUUCUCUGGUGGUCCAUCGCUCAGACGCUCAUCCUCAUCGUCACCGGGAUUUGGCAGAUGAAGCACCUCAAGAGCUUCUUUGAGGCCAAGAAACUGGUGUAAUGUCUGCCUGAGCAAUGGCAGCAUCAGGAAACAACAAUAACAUGAGUAGACAGUCUUGACUGACCGGAACAAAGAGACGCCCACCCACAGAGCCACAGACACAUCCAGGAGGAGACGUGUGGUCUUAUUAUCAGCCAUAAACGAUACUAGCAAAUUCACAGAGGCUGUUAUCAACCCUGGGCAAUGUGUUUUUUUCUUGUAAAUGUUUUGAGCUGUUGUUAUUUUUCCAUUAGCAGCAACACAAUAGCACACCAUUCCAAUUGCCUUCCUUGUUGUGUUUAUCAUGUUUUCUUGACAACACUGGACACGUCAUUUUUCUAUCUCCCUGUACAACCAGAAGCAGAGACAUUAGUGAACUGAGAUUGGUUUUAUGGUCAUAGAGGAGUGAAUGACUGCUGCAGUAGAUGUGUAACUAUGAGAAUGUUAAAGCUGUUACAAGUAAUAACAAAUUAAUUUAUCGACACCUGAUUUUAUUUAGGCCAUGGUUUGUCAUUGUUUGUGUGUUUUAUUUCCAGAUUUUGUAACUUCCUGAACAUAUGCUUUCAGCUGUGUUCACCAAGUGGUCACACACACAGGCCAUGAUUCCUUAUGUGUACAUUUAAUAACAUUUUACUUAAACCCAUGUAUUUGGCAUUUAUAAGAAGUACAUAAGAAAUGAUUUCUAACACCCUGUAACAUAGUUGUAAGUAUCAUGGAGGACAUUUGAAGUGUUUAUCAGUGUAUCUAACCUCCCAUGAAGCAUUAGUAACUGAUAAAUAAACCGUUAAAUAAUCUUUAAAAGGGAAACACUUAAACUGACUGAUUACAACUACAUGAUAGUGUGUUGUAAACCAUUUUUUAUUUACCGUUUAUAUGCUGCUUAUAACUGUGAAAUGGGGCGUCAGAAUGAAUUGUUACCAUCCAUCCUUCUACUGACUAUGUAUAGUUUCUAGCUAGAGUCCAGUUUCCUGUAUAUUUUACCAGAGCUGGGUCUGUAGAUAGAGUUUGUGAUACUUGUCUAUGAAUAACAGGAUUCCUCUGUAUGUUGUAAAUAACAGGUAUAGCUUACUGACUGUCCUGUCCACUUUCUAAUGCCUUUUACAUGGAUUGAAUGAUCUUCAGGUCUUGGAGUUUGUUUUAGUUGUGUUACCAGGUUUUUGUGUUUUUGUUAUUGUUUCAUCAGAACCUAUUUAUUGAGCAGCUGUAGCCUGUGUUUUAAUGCUGAGCUUUAGUAACGUGUUGUAAUUUUUAUGAGCUAUUUCUGUUAAUAAUGCUGGACAGCAUUUUAAUACUUUUGCAACUUCUGCUAAUUUAGAUUCCUAAUGAGGAAGAACUUGUCAUUAGAAAGAAACAUAAUGAGUCAGUGGGUUCCAGUUUUAACAAAGUUGAUUUUUUUACAUGCAAAAUUUCGAUUUAAGUCCAAUUCUUGAGAUGCAAUAUGUUAGGGGACUAAAUUCUUUUUAAAGUUGUUUAAGUAACACUCUUAAAGUUUUCCAAUUUUUACUGUGUUCUGGAUGCCACCUCCAUGUGCUUAAUAAAGAAACUUUGGCCGAA